CUCCGCGCCGGAGCCACGCUCCAGACCGGCCACCGCUCCGGAGCGAGCCCGAGCCCUUCCUCCGCCAGGAGUUGCAGUUCGUCUCCGAUCCCCUUGGGAUUUAAACCUUCUUGCGUAUAUAUAUAUAGAUAUAUAUAUAUAAUUUUACCCCCUUUCCUCCUCCUCCUUUUUCUCCCGUGCAAAGUGGAGAAGGAACUGCACCAAGGCAGCCCGCGAGAUCUCGCAGUAUUGCUCCUAUUUAUCACUGCUAUUAUUCGUAAUUGAUUAUUAUUUUUAACCUCGCCGCAGCCGGGGAGGGGAGCGGGACCAUUCCCGGCAGCAGGAACAUUGCGAUCCUUAUCAAUAAAGAUUUUUGAUUUUUUUUUACCCCCUCUGCCCCACCCCCCCGUCCCCCCGCUUUUUGAGAGAGGGGAGCGGGUGGAGGUUGAGCGCAGCGGGGUGGGGGGAAGCCGGCAGCCAGCUCCGGCCCCCCGGUCCCGGUCCCGGUGUCGGAGCGGGAGGCCGCGGCGGCAGGGGGAGGCGGGCCCCGGCGCCGCCCGCCGAGAGGGGGGCCAGCCGCCCCAGACAGGUGAUGGGCGUUUCGGCUGCGCUCCGGAUCGACUCCUUGGGUUUCACUUUGGUCUGAUCUAAGCAAAUAUGCAGAAGUACCGGCUGGUCUAGUCCUAAGAGCCAAGAGGAGCGAGCGAGAGCGGCGGGAAGGAGAGCGGCCGCUCUCCCGUAGCGAGGGGAACAUACAAACAGCGGCCGCGCCGCGAUUCAAGCACCGCCGCCCCGAGGCAGCCCCGACCCGCCCUGGAUGCGGAGCACCCCCGAGCCGCCCCGCCGCCUUUCCCCUGAGGGAUGGUACUGAAUCUCUGCGCGGCAGGAGCCGGCCUGCAGCUCCUCUCCAUCAGCGUUGCCUUCCCUCCGUGUCUAAAGUGCACUAGACCGCGAUGAGGACCUGGGCUUGCGUUUUGCUGAUAGGUUUUGGCUACCUGUCCUUUACCUUCUCCGAGGAGGCCGAGAUCCCGCAGGAGCUGAUCGAGCGGCUGGCGCACAGCGAGAUCCACAGCAUCCGCGACUUGCAGCGCCUCCUGGAGAUUGACUCCGUAGGAUAUGAUGAUGUUUCAGAAACAAACUUGAGAUCUUACAGUGUUCAUUCUGCUAAACAUGUGCAAGAGAAUCGUCCUGUGCCCAUUCGCAGAAAAAGAAGCAUUGAGGAAGCUAUCCCAGCUGUCUGCAAAACACGGACGGUUAUAUACGAGAUACCUCGGAGUCAGAUUGAUCCCACCUCUGCCAACUUCCUGAUAUGGCCACCCUGCGUGGAAGUGAAACGUUGCACUGGCUGCUGCAACACCAGCAGCGUGAAAUGCCAGCCCUCGCGGAUACAUCACAGAAGUGUCAAGGUGGCAAAAGUGGAAUAUGUUAGAAAAAAGCCAAAAUUAAAAGAAGUUCUGGUGAGAUUAGAAGAGCAUAUGGAAUGCACCUGUACAUCAUCAAAUACUAAUUCAGAUUAUAGAGAAGAAGAAACUGGCGAGACCGAGGCAUGGAGAAAUGACUGUGCAAGGUCACACAGCAAGGCUAUGGCAGAACCAGGGAUAGGACUCAGAUCUGAGUGCUCAUCCAGUGCCCUAAAUCACACGACCAUCUUCCCUUUCCAAGAAUGAAUCCUUGCACCCUUAGAGCUAAAUACUGAAAAGAUUGAGGUUGCCCUGUUCUACACCUUAGAAGGAAGAGACAUCGCACUGAAUGUAUCUGGCUGCAAAGAGGACAGCAGGAACAUGGAUUUACUGUUAGUGAGUUGAUGGUCUCAGUAUUGUGAGGCAGAAAUAUUUCAUAUUUGUAAAGCACCCAGAGAUCCUACAGAUAACAAGUAAUCAGCUCUUGUAUUUCACUCAGAUUGUAAGGAUAGCUUUGCUGUAUGUAUGAACGUAUUUUAGGCAGCAAGGCAUUUCCAUCAGGGCUGAAACACACGGGUAGUGAAGCUUGAAUAUUUUCUUCUUAUGUACAGGCAAGAUGUUUAAAUAUUGGGUUGGUUGCUCUUUGCAUCUUUAGGCACCCAGAUGCUUCUAAACUUGUGGUCACUGGAAGGCUGUAGUCUUAGUGAAAAUCAAGAGGCAUUUGCCCUUGUGAAAGUUCUUACUCAUGCUUGAAAGUGAGAUUUGGACUCCUAAGUCACAAAGAUGCUUUUGCAAAUGUUGUAUCUGUCUUUCUGCUUCUCUAUAAAUCAACCUGCUUGGCCUGAACUGAAUGUUUAAAUAAUAAACAGCUGAAGGACAGUCUCAUUGCUUCUUUCUGAGCAUUUCCCUUAUGGAGCACUUGGGGUCACAUGGCAUCUGCUCUGACCUUAUGGACCUGCUUUUUGGAGGCUUUUUUAUGAUGCUAACAAACCCCACAUUUUAACUAGCCGUAAAAUAAGCCAGUCAGUGGUAACUAUUCAGGACAGGGAUUAGAAGAGUAUUCUUUCUGGGAUACAAGAUGGCUCUGUCCAUGUGCUGGCCAGGGAUGAAGGGCUGGAAAACUGUGUGGUGGAAGAGACUAUUAAUGUGAUUUUCCACGACUUUCCUUGCAGCUGCAUUUUUGAGGAGAGAGAGAGAUGGCUAGGCUUGCAGUAACAUGUUGUGCCGUCAUAAAUGCUACAGCCACCAUCUGUUUCCAGCCCACGACUUGAAAGAAAACUGAGCAGUAAUCUCAUAAUUCACAUGAGCAUUUUACACUUGUGAACCCUUCCCAACCUUUGUCUAAUAAUGAGAGGAGUGCAUGGUGCUAAGGUUUGUAUUUUUCCUGCACGUAUUAGUGUUUAUUUGUAUGUCUCUUUCUGUUGUGUUGUGUUUUGUUUUGUUGUUUUUUUAUUAUGGGCCCAUAAAAAAAUUUCUCUGUGAGGCAAGUCAGACCAGUUCCAUGGUCAAAAGAAACAUAAUGAAGGCAAAAUCCCAAUCCCAUUGACCCUGCUGGCAAAAUUCGACAGGAGGAAGUGCAUUUAACAUUCCUCGUUGUAUCUGUCUUAGUUACUUGUUGAUUAAAAGAAAGACAUUAGAAAGUGAAGUGGCAGGUUGCUGAACUGCCCUUUCCCCACAGAAACAGAGCUGCUAGAAUAGCUGGCCAUGUGCGUUUUAAACCCGCACCAUCAGAUAGGAUGGUAAUGGUAGGUUGGAUUUUAAUGAAAACAAAUUCUUCUGCUAAUCUUCGCUUCGGGCUGGCCCUCCGUGGGAUUAAGGAUACCACCUGCUGUGCCAAAGACAUGCUCAGGUUCGAGGCUGCUGGUGGGUGGGAAGAACACAGACAUCCGAGAGUGCCUCUGGAGAGCGAUCUCUGUCUGUCCUGUUGCAGUGCCCUCAGGGAAGCCAAAGAAUUGAGAUCAUUCAGUUGAUGGAAAUACUGUUCCCCUCCAGCCUGCAAAGCAAGGCGAGCAUCAUUAAGGAUUCCUUUUUGACUGUUCUGCAAAACCAAGGGCUGCUGUUUCUCUGGGCCUCCUCUCGUCUUUGGACCUAAUUUGCACGCCUCCUGCUAGCACAGCCGAACCCGCUGAAUGAACUCCUCCUCUCCUCUGGCCUUAGAAGCAAUGACUUUCAUCAUCUUGACCAGACUGCUGAGCAGUUUAGGGAUGAAAGGGCUUCUCAUUUCAUAUAUCUCACUGCUGCUAGAACUAUAAAUCCCUGAUGGACUGAGUUUAUAGCAAACUGCUACUGCAAGCAAAUGAAAUUUAUUUUGUGUUGUCAUAUGUAUGGUCAAAUUGUCCAAGAAGUUGCCAAACGAACUGAGCUGCUGAUGGGCAACCCAUUCGAUCUCUUCUCAUUUUAUUUAAAAAUAAUAAUAAAUAACUAUCGAUCAGAGGAACUUAUUUUGACAUGUGCUACCUGUCGGGUGAUCCUCAGUAUCUUCCAGAUGUGUAUGUAAGUCGAAGAAAGCUGCCACUUGUUGCCAGGUCCAGCAGUCAUGACCUGAAGUUCCACCAAGAAAAGGUUUGUGGGCUCAAGUGGGACUGGGGACAGGUGAAAGGCCACCUUCUUUUUUAGCACUGCUUGCUGUUCUGAAUGUGUUUGGUCAGGUAGCAAGGGUGUGCAGAGGCCACAUCCAGCCACGCUGACCUCUGCUUGAAUCAGUGACAAAGGUUCAUUGACCUGUGUAUGACAGUGGCCCUUCUGUCUUGCAGUUUAGUCAAAGAUAUAUUGUUGGGGGAUCUCUGGGGCCCAGAAAGUUGGCCCAUGUCUAUUUUGGUGCCUUGUGAUGGCAGAUAAGCUAAAAAGAAAAUAGUAGAAACUCUUCAAGCUGAUGGGGUCUGAACCAUAUAUAUAUUUCUAUAUCAUUUUCUUAUAGAGCAAACAAGCCUGAAAAGUUCCCUUACUUUUAUUUUUUACCAGGGUACUUAAUUAUAGCUGGGGUGUUGGGAGCUGGGGCAUGAAACAGACUUUCCCCACUUAUUCCUGUCAUUCUGCUGGAUUCCAUCUCUGCAGCCUCCCUUGUCUGUAUUUUAUGGACACAUCUGGUGUAUCUGCCCUGCACACGUGCUGGUCUGAGCCUUCUCCCUGCCAGCACACACGUUGUGGCCUUUGGUGUCCAUGGAGUCAUAAGCAUCUUUCCUGAUGCUUGUUUUUGCAUGAGAGAGAGAGAAGGGGCACGGGAAGGGCAGUGGCAGGGAAGGCCUCUGACAUGAAAUUCCCAGGAACAGGAUUUGCACAUUUUAUGACCGUUCAGUUGGAAAUGCAAUGGAGCUGAAUUAUUUCUCCUUAAUCCUGGUUUCUCACUUUCCUCCCAGCAGCCUCUUCCCUCGAGUUUAGGUAAUACAGAAGCUUAUAAACAAAUCCCACCGCGUGAAAAAUAGCCAAGGAGGCAGGGGGGAAAAGACCUGGGUUAGGGCUGUGAUGGAUAGACAGGUGGAAAGCAGGCACCAGAAGGGAGGAUGAAUGGUAAAAGCCUUUGAUGGAAACACUAAAGAGCUAUUGAAAAUCCAAGGGGUGGGGGAAGGGAGGAGGAAGAAUAGCAAGAGGAGGGAAAGCAAGGGAGCCGUGCCCCCUUCCCCCCCGCCCUCUUUCUCAGGAUGUUGAAAGUAUUUGUCCUUCGUUACAAAAUGAUUGAACUGCCGCCAGGCCAGGCCACCCUUCCAGUCACUGCGCUAGGAAACUGGCACUUCUGAAAGCCUCGUCGCCUCUCAAAUUUUAUAGCUUUCCCUUUUUUGUGGGAGUUUUUGUGUUGUGCUGCUUGCAGGAUUGUUUUCAGAUUUGCUGCCUAUCAAAGAAACUAUAUUUUGUUGCUCUGACAAACACAGAACCCAGGUAGUAAAGGAAGAAUUAAGAAAAUAAAGGCCCAUUUUUAUCAGAA
Molecule: messenger RNA, 5298 nt
Organism: Pezoporus occidentalis (night parrot)
Lineage: Eukaryota; Metazoa; Chordata; Aves; Psittaciformes; Psittacidae
Gene: PDGFA
Product: platelet derived growth factor subunit A
Exons: 7
Coding region: 933-1646 (237 amino acids)
Biological process (GO): positive regulation of MAP kinase activity; positive regulation of ERK1 and ERK2 cascade; positive regulation of cell population proliferation
Cellular component (GO): membrane
Molecular function (GO): growth factor activity; platelet-derived growth factor receptor binding
Source: RefSeq, a predicted model, not a curated record